AUGUCCAACAACAACCAGAACGGUGGACUCCUCGGCGGUCUAGUCGGUGGAGUCGACAACGUCCUUACUGGGGGUGAGAAAGCUAAUGGCCAAGGUGGUCUACUCGGAGGUCUCGGCGGUGCCGUCGGCAGCACGACGGAAGGACUCGGCAAGGGCCUGAACUCGACUACUAAGGGAGUUGGAAGCGCCGUAGGCCAGACUACGGAAGGUGUUGGCAACACUGUCGGCGGCGUGACAAACUCUGUCGGAAAUACCGUUGGCGGUGCCACCGGUGCGGGCGGAGCUGCUAAGAAGAACAACGACGGUGCAUUUAAGAGCUACGGUAUUUAA
Molecule: messenger RNA, 330 nt
Organism: Daldinia childiae
Lineage: Eukaryota; Fungi; Ascomycota; Sordariomycetes; Xylariales; Hypoxylaceae
Exons: 1
Coding region: 1-330 (109 amino acids)
Source: RefSeq, a predicted model, not a curated record